This is a messenger RNA of Pelodiscus sinensis (Chinese soft-shelled turtle), 2323 nucleotides long. Lineage: Eukaryota; Metazoa; Chordata; Testudines; Trionychidae. The record is from RefSeq and is a predicted model, not a curated record.
AAAUGUUUUAAAUCUUUCCAGGGUGAAGGCUGCCGUACAGUCCCUCUUUCUGGACAUGUAGGAUUUGACAGUUUGCCUGACCAGCUGGUUAAUAAGUCAGUUAACCAUGGCUUUUGUUUCAACAUCCUGUGUGUGGGAGAAACUGGCCUUGGUAAGUCCACUCUUAUGGAUACCCUUUUCAAUACUAAAUUCGAAGGUGAGCCAGCAUCUCACUCACAACCUGGAGUUCAGCUGAAAUCCAGUACUUAUGACCUUCAGGAGAGCAAUGUUAACCUGAAACUGACCAUUGUGGGCACCGUGGGCUUUGGGGACCAGAUUAACAAAGAAGACAGCUAUAAGCCCAUCGUUGAGUUCAUUGAUGCCCAGUUUGAAGCCUACUUGCAAGAGGAACUGAAGAUAAAGAGAGUCUUGCACAACUUCCAUGACUCCCGUAUCCAUGCCUGCUUGUACUUCAUCGCACCCACAGGCCAUUCCCUGAAGUCUCUGGACUUGGUAACAAUGAAGAAGCUUGACAGUAAGGUGAAUAUCAUUCCCAUCAUUGCCAAAUCCGAUGCCAUUUCCAAGAGUGAACUGACAAAAUUUAAAAUUAAAAUUACAAGUGAACUGGUCAGCAAUGGGGUGCAGAUCUACCAGUUCCCAACAGACGACGAAUCGGUGGCUGAGAUAAACGGGACAAUGAAUGCCCACUUGCCGUUUGCAGUGAUUGGCAGCACAGAGGAACAGAAAAUAGGAAACAAAAUGAUGAAAAUCCGUCAGUAUCCCUGGGGCACAGUGCAAGUUGAAAAUGAAACUCACUGCGACUUUGUGAAGCUGAGAGAGAUGCUAAUCCGUGUGAACAUGGAGGAUCUUCGUGAGCAAACCCACACGCGCCACUAUGAGCUGUACCGGCGAUGCAAACUGGAGGAAAUGGGAUUUAAAGACACUGACCCAGACAGCAAGCCAUUCAGCUUACAAGAGACCUAUGAGGCCAAGAGGAAUGAGUUUCUGGGGGAACUACAGAAAAAGGAAGAGGAGAUGAGGCAAAUGUUCGUCCAGAGAGUCAAGGAGAAAGAAGCAGAACUUAAAGAGGCCGAAAAAGAGCUGCAUGAAAAGUUUGAUCGUCUCAAGAAGCUGCAUCAGGAUGAAAAAAAGAAGCUGGAAGACAAGAAGAAAUCUCUGGACGAUGAAGUAAACGCAUUUAAACAAAGGAAGAUGGCAGCUGAAUUGCUCCAGUCUCAGGCCCAGCAGGCUGGAGGAUCACAGACUCUUAAAAGGGAGAAGGAGAGAAAAAAUUAACUGCUGUUUGCUGCAUGGUGCAUGAGGUACAUUGCCCUGCUUUUUUUAAAUCUGUCUUCGCCAGCUGCACUGAGGGAGAAGACUCCACUUGUAGAAGAGUUUAGGGAUCCUCUAAUGUCUAGGGGAAACCAAAUCUUCAGUGUUAGUGUCUUGGAAAGAAGCUCCUUUCUGACUUGCAUGGUAUUUAAAAUUGAAGUGUCUUGUAUUUUGUGUGACAAGACAGCACAAUCUUGGGGAAAGCUGAUCGUGUACAAAAAUUUGGAGGAGCAACAGAAAUGUGAUGUUUAGAUUGAGUAGCCAAAUUUUCAAAACGUUGGGUUACCGCCAUGUUUUUUCCUCUUAUUGGGCUUAUUAGAAGGGUCAUGGAUCCCCCUCCAAGGAUCUGUGGAAGCCUGACGGGGGUGUUUUCCAUAUGUGAGUUUGUUGGUUUGUUCUGAAAACUAUUGUAUUCGAUGGCAAAGAAAACAGAAAUGAAGUGCGAUUUGUUACGUUGACAGCCGGCCACAGAAUACUUAAUUCUAACGAAGAAGUAAAGCAAAAUGAAAUGUUUCCAUUAGUGUCAUUUGUGCCUCCUCCACGUUAUUAAACCGUAUCACCUGACUGACACAGGGUUGAGUGAGAUUGUUUUUAAUGUUAAUCAUUUAUUGUGUAAAAUACCCCAAAUAGUCUGACCUUUCCCUGUGUGCUUUAGUUAGAGAAUGAUCUUAUCCUUAGUUAUUGAGAUGAAAGUGGUGGAGUUGUAAUUGGCUGAGAAUAUGCCUUCCAAAUACCAUGUGACUAGAAUGCAGUGUCCUUAGAAUGCAUUUGACACCUCUCCUAGAACUUUUUUGCUUGUCUUGUUCUCCCUUGAUACAUUCACUGCAUGUUUUUCCGAACUGUAUUCUACUGUCUCUCUCUCUCUUUUUUUGUUUCCUUUUUUUACAAAUGGAAGUGUGAGUGACUGCACUGCAUAUAUAGUUACCUGACAAACAUUGGAGAACCAGUACUGUUAAAGUGUGAUACCUUUCUAACGUCAAUGUAAAUUUUCAAUUAAAAAAAUGCAAAAGCC